This is a messenger RNA of Clupea harengus (Atlantic herring), 1048 nucleotides long. RefSeq names its product transmembrane channel-like protein 5 (gene tmc5). The transcript is spliced from 8 exons. The coding region runs from base 71 to 1048 and encodes 325 amino acids. Gene Ontology annotation, cellular component: plasma membrane. The record is from RefSeq and is a predicted model, not a curated record. Gene Ontology annotation, molecular function: mechanosensitive monoatomic ion channel activity. NCBI's taxonomy places the organism in Eukaryota, Metazoa, Chordata, Actinopteri, Clupeiformes, Clupeidae.
CACCACAAAAUAUAGACUGAGAACUAGCUAGGGCUAGCCUGAAAGCUGCACGGCAGAAGGAAGAAGCAGCAUGUCAAGACAAUACGGCACUCUUGGUGCUCCACAUAAGCAGCCAACGAAUCCUAACAGUUCCAAGAGGUUGUCGAGCCAUCACCAUGGAAACAUGGAUGUUUUAGAUGAGGGAGGGAAGAGCAACGAAAGCUCAACUUCAGUGGAGGAGAUUUAUCUUCCACCUCAGCUAGGGAGUUCCAAAUGGCAACAGAAUCGAGCAUCUGUAAGCAGUAAGGCCACACUGGACACAACAAGGAGGUACACAGUGAACAUCAGUAAUACAUGCCUGGAUCGGACAGGAUUGGAUUGUAAAAACCGCACCGGUAAAAAAACCCUCCUUCCCCGCCGCUCAAGCUCGGACUUGUGCAAACUUGGACUGUCUGAGGAAGAGAUCAAAACUGAAAUAGAGAAUGACACGUUGGAGCUGGUCAGAGACCUGGUGAAGAUGCCUCGUAAGACAAGGACCCAGGCCGUACGAUCCCUGCCAGUGAGCUGUGAGGAGAAGAGGGACAUUAGGCAUAGAGUGCUCCAAGGAAAGAUUUCCAAAGGCUCAUUGAAGCGCACAUGUUGCACAGACUGCUCGGAGCAAGUCUCCCUGUCUCUCCGCAGGUGUUGGGCGAGCGUGACGGCCUGUAGGGAGCGUCUGGCGCUGUGGCACGGGGCCAUGAAAGACAUUGGCGGCCGCUUCGGCUCGGCUGUCCUCUCCUACUUCCAUUUCCUCAAGUGGCUGUUCAUGUUCAACAUCUUCUUGCUCCUCUUUAAUCUGAGUUUCAUCACGGUGCCAGAGAUCGUGCACAUGCACAACAGCACCAACAACAGCACCUUCAAAGGCCUAGAGCUGCUCACGGGCACGGGUUACUUUGACAAGUCAGUAUUGUUUUAUGGAGGCUAUAACGGUGAGGUGAUUAAGGUGGGCGCUUACGACAUGCAGCUGGCGUAUUUGUUGUCCAUGUUCACAUACAUGAUGCUGUGUGGCAUAUCUAUUGUGUACCGGUAA